GUGGAGAGAUUACGAGCCACAAACAGGGCCCAAAGUCUAAUGAUUCGCGACAAAGCCGUACCAUUUUAGCAGCAGUCUAUACCAUCUGUCUCUUUUUGUCGUACGACGACAGCGUGUCGCUGGUGGAACGCGGUCUUUGUUUGGCGUUGUUCUCGCGUGACUUGGAGCGGUGAGCAGGAAGCAGCAACUGGGUCUAUGGUAUAAGGUACGUCGUAGCUCCCGCAUUCCGCAGCUGUGAAGAGCGUGUGAUUCUCUCUAUUGUACUUUUUGAGUCGAACGCCCCGGCAGGCUGUUCCUUGUUUCUUCUUUGUGCUACUGCAUUUUCUCCGCUCUUGCAAGAUCGAGUGUCUGGUACAUUCGAUUUCCUUACGACCGCGACAGAUACGACUCGGACGCGACUAGUUCAUACUCCGGUUCGAAGAUAUUCAUCGCGACACGACAUUCCUCGAAUCCUUUCGAAUCACAAAGUCGAUCUGCAAUGUUCAAUCCACUUGACAAAGCCCGCGACGGGCACGGCGGUCUGAUUGGCGCCAUCGCGAGAGGUAUUCUCCGCCUCCUUCAAUUCGUCCUGGCCUUAACGGUCGCCGGUCUCUACGGCGUGGAUCUCGACAAUGGCCGCAAAGCUGGCGUUGCAGCAGACGGAAAAUGGGUCUACGCCGAAGUCGUAGCAGGUUUCGCAGCUGUUACUGUCCUGGUCUACGCUGCCACAUAUACCAUGUCUUUCCAUCCAUUCCUAUUCGCCUGGGAGUGGAUCCUCUUUAUUCUCUGGACCGCCCUCUUCGGCCUCUUUGGCAACAUCUAUAUCAAAGCCGACCCCACUCCUGAGCAGCAUGGUCAACGUCGAAUGAAGAGCGCAGUAUGGGUGGACUUGGUGAAUAUGCUGUUGUGGUUGAUCACGGCCUCGUGGUUGACUCUGAGGUUCUUCAGACGCAACAGGAAGACGCUGCAUACCGGACGGGCGGAUAUCUAGGUGUAAACCGCCGCGAAGGAGAUUUGUUGGAGGCGCAAUCGAAGCCUUGAAUGUUCGGAAGCGGAAUUGCUGGCAUAUCGGCGGCUGUUCAAGUGAGCAGGGGAGAAUGUUAUAAUGUAUGCGAGAAGUGAUUUGUGAUACCCAAGCUAUCCUGUAGCGCAGGCGUUGUUUCCUGAGAUAUCAGUAAUGAUUGGCAUGUCUGAACGAGGCCAAUAUGUUCAUUUCUGCUUAUCGUCCUUACUGUGCGGCCUACUUCCACAAGAUGAUCGCACUCCUGCCAUACUGCUUGGCCAUCGGAGUUAUUCCACACGAUGUUUGUCGCCGGACCCAACGAGGCAAGUCCGGUAGAGGACCUCGAGAUGUUGAUAAGAGGACCUGAAGCCACGAAAAUAACAAGCAGCUUUAUGAUGCUGCUG
Cercospora beticola is the source of this 1386-nucleotide messenger RNA. RefSeq lists its product as uncharacterized. The record is from RefSeq and is a predicted model, not a curated record. NCBI's taxonomy places the organism in Eukaryota, Fungi, Ascomycota, Dothideomycetes, Mycosphaerellales, Mycosphaerellaceae.